This is a messenger RNA of Racocetra persica, 209 nucleotides long. NCBI's taxonomy places the organism in Eukaryota, Fungi, Glomeromycota, Glomeromycetes, Diversisporales, Gigasporaceae. The record is from the annotation of a GenBank genome assembly.
UAAUGGUAGUUUAUGCAAUUUGUUAAAGAUCUUGAACUCACGAUUAGAAAAGGAGGCUGAAUGGAAUUGUUUCUUUGAGUAUCAGACAUUGUCAUCAUGCGUUGGGAUUGCAUCUGUUAGUAGUGAGAUAUUUUCUACUGUUGAUCAUAUACUUUUAGAAUACUUGACUCUGCAUAUUCUUUCUAUCGAACGUGUUGAAAUGGCUCAGU